GCGGGGGUGGCUUUCGGGGGUCACCCCUGACCUUCCCAAGCUCGGCCGAGCGAGCUUGGCCGGAGCCCCAUGGCCCCCAAGUUUGCGAGGCUGCCCCGUUAAAAACAUCCUCCGCUGGGCCGGGCCGGACCGGACCGGACCCCCGGCCCGGCGCUCCUGGCAACGAGCAGCCGGCGUUGGUGUACAAUCUGCGGCCCGAAGCGGCGCCCUAGGGGCCUUCCGUCCGCCCUCCCGCCCCGGGCCGAGGGAAAAGUUGCCUGGGGAGGCUGGAAACUUGAGAAACGAAGGGGUGGAAGCCUGAGUUUCGACCUAUGUUCCACCUUCAUCCAGCUGCCUGAGAGGAUUUUAUGAUCACAUGAUCCUGGACAUGGACGCUGUCCUGUCAGAUUUUGUCCGUUCCACAGGAGCAGAACCAGGCUUGGCCCGUGAUCUUUUGGAAGGAAAAAAUUGGGAUGUAAGUGCAGCCCUCAGUGAUUUUGAACAGCUUCGUCAGGUCCAUGCUGGGAACCUGCCCCCACCCUUCAGUGAGGGUCGUGGUGGCCCCAGACCCCCUGAGAAGGGACCUCCUGAAAGGGAGCCCACUCGUCCCCCCCGGCCCACCCUUCAUCGUCAGGAUGACAUUAUCCAAGAGAAACGUUUGUCCCGGGGCAUCUCUCAUGCCAGCUCCAGCAUCGUUUCCCUAGCCCGUUCCCAUGUCUCCUCUAGUGGUGGAAGUGGGGGAAGCAGUGAACACCCCCUGGAGAUGCCUAUCUGUGCCUUCCAGCUCCCAGACCUCACUGUCUUCACUGAAGAGUUCCGCAGCUUCAUCGAGAGGGACCUCAUUGAACAGUCCAUGUUGGUUGCCUUGGAACAAGCAGGGCGUCUAAACUGGUGGGUAAGUGUGGACCCUACCUGCCAAAGACUCCUGCCUCUAGCAACAACAGGAGAUGGAAAUUGCCUCCUGCAUGCAGCCUCUCUUGGGAUGUGGGGUUUCCAUGAUCGGGACCUAAUGCUCCGUAAGGCACUUUAUUCACUGAUGGAGAAGGGAAUAGAGAAGGAAGCACUAAGACGCCGUUGGAGGUGGCAACAAACACAGCAGAAUAAGGAGUCUGGGCUUGUGUAUACAGAGGAGGAAUGGCAGAAGGAGUGGAAUGAGCUCAUCAAGCUUGCUUCAAGUGAACCCAGAAUGCAUAUAGGUACCAACGGAGCCAGCUGUGGAGGGGUGGAAAGUUCUGAAGAACCUGUAUAUGAGAGCCUGGAAGAGUUCCAUGUCUUUGUUCUUGCACAUGUGCUUAAGAGGCCAAUUGUCGUCGUGGCAGACACCAUGCUUAGGGACUCAGGAGGAGAAGCAUUUGCUCCAAUCCCCUUUGGGGGAAUCUAUCUGCCCUUGGAAGUCCCAGCCAGUCGGUGUCACAGAUCACCCCUGGUGUUGGCCUAUGAUCAGGCUCAUUUCUCUGCCCUGGUGUCUAUGGAACAGAAAGAGAACUCCAAGGAACAAGCAGUGAUCCCACUCACAGACUCCGAGCACAAACUGCUACCCUUGCACUUUGCAGUGGACCCUGGAAAGAGCUGGGAGUGGGGCAAGGAUGAGAGUGACAACGUCAGGCUGGCCAGUGUGACCCUGUCCCUGGAGGCAAAAUUACACCUGCUACAUAGCUACAUGAAUGUGAAAUGGAUCGCUUUACCUUCUGAUGCCCAGGCUCCUUUGGCCCAGCCUGAGUCCCCCACAGCCUCAGCUGGGGAUGAAGCCCGCUCUACCCCAGAAUCAGGGGAAUCUGACAAGGAAUCUGUUGGCAGCAACUCUACCAGCAACGGGGGAAGUGGGCGAAAAGAGAAGCCAAAGAGAGAUGGGGAGAAAGAUAAGAAGAGGGCAGAUUCAGUUGCCAACAAGCUGGGCAGCUUUGGCAAGACUUUGGGCAGUAAACUCAAGAAGAACAUGGGGGGCCUGAUGCAUGGCAAGGGCACCAAGCCUGUUGGGAUGGGGGUGGGGUCUGGGGCGCCACCCGGUGGCAGUGAGAUGCUGGACAAGAAGAAGAAAGGAUCAAUCAAGGGCUGGAAGGGCAGCAAGGAUGACACACCUGGGGAUGUGGGUGUGUCUGAAAAGCCCACCCCGGAGUCUCCAGGUGAUGGAGGGAGCAAGUAUAGCCAGGAGGUGAGGCUGAGCUUGAGCAUUAUGAGAAUUGCCAUGCAGGGGGAACGCAAGUUUAUUUUUGCUGGAAACCUGAAGAUGAGUCACCGGCACCAGUAUCAGGAGGAGAUGAUCCAGCGUUACCUGGCAGAUGCUGAAGAAAGAUUCCAGGCUGAGCAGAAGCAGAAAGAGGCUGAAAGAAAAAUGAAUGGAGGGGGUGGAAGUGGGCCCCCCCCAGCAAAGAAACCAGAGCCAGAUGGGGGAGAAGAGCUCCUGAACCCCUCCCCACCAGAGCCCAAGGCUGCCCUCUCUACCAGCCACCCUGGGGGCUUCACUAUGCCCAGGCCAGCUGGGGGUGGUUCCCACUGCCAAGACCUUGGGAGGCAGAUGGCAGGGGGUCCCUGUGGAGGAGGACUCCCUUCUUAUGCUACCUUCCCUAGACAGUGCUCCUCAGGGCGGCCCUAUCCCCAUCCGGACCCAGUUCCUUUGGAGAGAGACAGUCAUUCUGUGGAUGGAAACCAAGGAGGAUCAUUGUUACCCUCCCCUUUUCGUGUGGCAGACAGCUAUAGUAAUGGCUACAGGGAGCCCCCAGAGCCAGACGGUCCUGGUGGCUGGGGUGGAGGGACAGUGGAAGACUUGGGGCUUCCCCUGACCCAGACCAAGUGCAAACAACCGAACUGCAGCUUCUAUGGACACCCUGAGACCAGCAACUUUUGCUCCUGCUGUUACCGGGAGGAACUGAGGCGGAGGGAGCAGGAAAGGGGUGGGGAGCUGUUGGUACACAGAUUCUGAAUGGGAGUGGAAGCUGGGAGGGUAAGGGGGCAAAACAAAGAGAGGUAAGCGCAACUGAUUGGCUCAUCAUGACCCAGCCCGCUGUGGGUGGGACUUAUGCAAUAACUUCUGUGGAACCCAACCCAGGCUUCAGGGUGUUGGGGGGAUGGGUAGCCCAGGCUGCUAAGAGCUGGCCAGGGCUGGUUAGGGGGACUGAAGAAGGUACCUCAUAAACAGUAGUAUCCCCCAUGGAACUGGGUGUGUCAGGGUAGGAGAAGCAAAUGAGGACAUUGUUGUGGUUCCACCUAAUAAACCAUCUUUCCCCAUCUUGGGGUGUUAAGGGACAAUUGGCUAUUGGGACACCAUGAAGCUAGUAGAGAAAGAGGCUUGAAGUUGGUGGAAUAAAAGACCAAAGUUCUUUGUAGGUUGGAAAAGUAUGUGACAGAGAGGAGGUUAAAAUAAAUUUACUACUGCUUUGGAUUCAGGUAGAGAGUGGGGUGGGGAUUCUCCCUGGAAGAAGCUAGCAGGAAAGGGCAAAUGGCUGGUUGGGGAUGGGGAAAGAGGGCAGUAUUUAGUUUAAAUGACGAGGUUUAUUAUUUCCUAGAUGGAAGGAAAUCGUUUUCCUGUGGUUCUUUUUCCUCCUUUAAAAAAAACAAUUUAAGAAGUCUGUGUCAUUUAUUCCAGCGUGGGGGGAGGAUUGUUUGUCCUUUCCUACCCUUUUCUGGGUCACAGUUCAGCUGGGUUGAGGUAGCUGCCAGUCGAUGGGGUUAUGACAUUUAAAAUUUUAAUGAUCUUAGUUUUAAAGCAUUUUGUGGAGGGAUAGAGGCAGGAGAGCAGCUUUUGUGUGUGUUGGGGUUUUCUUGGAUGGAUUUUGCAGAGAUAGCUUGUAGAGAUCAUGAUUUUUUGGCCGUAUCAGUAACUAAACAUGGGGUUUGGGUGGGAUAUGGGCUUGGCUUGAUGGGUGGGAGAUAACUGGCAAGACUGUUAAAAAAAAAAAAAAGCAAACCCUAAAAACCCCUAAAACCUGCUGUUCCCAUCCUAUACCACUGCUUUAAAG
Messenger RNA from Dromiciops gliroides (monito del monte), 3935 nucleotides. RefSeq names its product OTU deubiquitinase 7B (gene OTUD7B). Bases 356 to 2899 code for a protein of 847 amino acids. The record is from RefSeq and is a predicted model, not a curated record. Gene Ontology annotation, biological process: protein K63-linked deubiquitination; protein K11-linked deubiquitination; protein K48-linked deubiquitination. The transcript is spliced from 12 exons. Gene Ontology annotation, cellular component: cytoplasm; nucleus. NCBI's taxonomy places the organism in Eukaryota, Metazoa, Chordata, Mammalia, Microbiotheria, Microbiotheriidae. Gene Ontology annotation, molecular function: K63-linked polyubiquitin modification-dependent protein binding; zinc ion binding; DNA binding.